AGUGUGCUCUUUUCUUUCGCUCGUUGAACGGUUGCACCAGGCUGAACUUCUCGGGCCCCCAUUUAAAGGCCCGACGGAUGAUUCACGCAGUCGCUUCUUUGUGCGCGACAGUCAUCGGCGAGCGACGCUGAAGCCGCCGAUUUCGACGAACCCCAAGAGUCGACGACGCGGACUCGGGAGGGAGGCAGAACUCUCUUGAUGGAUGUUGUGGAGCCCUCUCUGAGCUCCUCUUCACCACUGCGGCGGCUUCACGGUUCCCGUCGCCGUUGCGGCAGUCAGCGGCCGCGCUUUUGACCUGUCGCCGAAGCCCGCCGUAUCGAGGAGAUCGCAAUGCCGCUGAGCGCAGACUCUGGUGGGGUGAGGAAGCUGCUCCGGUCGGUGCUGGCCCGGUGCUGCUCCCUGACGCACCUGGUGGCCAUCUUCGACGUGCUGGUCCUUCUGGUGGCGGUCAUCUUCCAGGGCUCGACGCUCGAUUUCUAUCUGAUCCAGCACAACCAGGGCUCGGUCGCCUGGUACUUCUGGUUCCUCGCAGACUUUCUCGUCCUCAUUGGCAUCAUGUCGGCCGUCUUCCUGGCGCGCCGCCACUUCCGCCGGUUGGCGCUCUCUCCCGACCAACCAGACGAUGCCACGCCCGAGCCAGAACCGCCGCACCCGCUCCUGGGCCGCUUCCCACUGUGCUACCUGUCGUGGCUGCUGUACGCUCUGCUGCUGGUGGCCAAAGUGGUCCUGCUGUUUCGCAUGGACGUGGCACAGAAACUGCAAGAUGACAACGUGUACGGCUCCCAGUUUCUCAAGGCAGUGGUGGCGGUGGCGGCCGUGGUCUUUCUGCUGCUCGUCGAGAGUCACAACGAGGCGGGCGCCAGCUCGGAGCAGCGCACCUACCUGCACUCGCUGUGCACGGGCACCACCUUCGAGGUGCUGGACAGCGUCACCUUCCUGGGGCUGCUGUUCCCCAACGAGACCCACCUGGCGCUGACGUACCCGCUUGAGAACGCCGUGCUCGCGCUCACAUGCGUCAACUUUGUGCUACCCACCCUCGCCCUUUUCAAGUUGAGCCAGUGCGAGUUUGGCCAGCUGCCGCGGCCCCUCGGUCUCAAGCUGCUCUACAAGGUCUUGCACAUGUGCCUCAUCAACGUGCCCUACCUGGGCAUCCGCAUUUACCUCUGGAGCUUCUUCGGCCACGACGUCUCGCUCUUCCUUAUCAAGAACCUGCUUGGCAUCUACUCCGCGCUGCGCACGCUCAUCCCCGAGCUGCGCCUCUACAUCUUCCUUCUCUCCAACCGGCGUCGAAGCCACACCUGCAUCGCCGCCGAUCCCAUCGAGCUCAAGGUCAUCUGCGAAAAGGACGACCGGCACGGGGACAACGAUGGGGUGCCCGGCCGAUCGGUCGGGAAUGUGCUCUAGCCCAGACGUGAGUGCUGUGACUUCCUCGGACACGAAUGACGUCGUGCGCUUUUGACAUGCCUAACCGAAUCAGACUCGUGUUGGUGUGUUGUCUUGUGCCUCCGUUGAAGACUCUGUAGACGCCACACCUUAUUUUCUGAGCGUGCCAGCCUAAAGAGUGUUUUUUAUUUGUUUACUCAAUAUGGGUUUGCGAGUGACACCGUCGGCUCAAACGUACAUAUUUCGCUGGUUUCUCGAAUCACGAAUUGCUCGAUGUGUAAAAAAGAGGAAAGAAAGAACAGCCUCAAAACGAAAAGGAAGGUGUCCCUACCAGUCAUGAGCGCCACACAUGCGAGAUUUGAGAAUCGCGGAGGUGAGUGGACACUGCCGCUUACAUCACUGGAAAUUUGAAACUGCGUCAACAAUGAAACCCUAGCAAGUGGGGCCCAGCUUCAAGACUGCUCCAUCGUUCUCAAACCUGGCCCAUGUUCAGGUGCUUGGCAUUUUGAUGCAAGAGCACCUGCCGGCUACUUAAUGUACAAUCUCGUCUGGGGAAGUCCAGCCCGAAUGCUGCGUGACCUCUCCGCUUCUGAAGACUGCAGUUUCGCGUUUCGCUCUCAUGCCGAGGAAAGUAUGGGUACGUAGUUCUGGUCGCAUGCAAAGCGACCCGUAGGUUGCUUCGAGGACUGCUCACCGAUCAAAGCUACCGGGCCACAGUGCAGCAUUACCUCUCGGCAGCUUGUGCAAGUGCGGUUUGUUCAUUUGUUGAGCUUCGGCUUAUUGCAGCUUCUCUCCAGAUGCUGCAGUACCUUCUCAUAACUGCGACAUGUAUUUUACCUUUUUUCUUCAUCGUUGAGAAAUGCUUAGUAAGCCUGUUGUGUAUGUGAUUGCACCUUUUGUACAGAACAACAGCACUCGUGAAUCUCCUCACCCUAGUGCAUUGAAG
Messenger RNA from Rhipicephalus microplus (southern cattle tick), 2329 nucleotides. Its product is annotated as transmembrane protein 121B. NCBI's taxonomy places the organism in Eukaryota, Metazoa, Arthropoda, Arachnida, Ixodida, Ixodidae. The record is from RefSeq and is a predicted model, not a curated record.